AAAAGUCGACACUGCAGACUGCAGUGAGCGAGUCGACGACGUCACUCCACACAAGUCGAACCACAGUAUCGCCGGUCCGCCGCGUCCCAUCCUCCCGAUCGAGCCGAUGAGCCGCCUCAUUUCCCGGCGGCACCUCGCCGCCGCCGCGGCCCUCCGAAGAUCCCCUGCUGCCGCUGCGUUCGCAUCCAGGUGGUUGCACACGCCAGCAUUUGCGACGGUGUCUCCCGAGGAGAUCUCGGGUUCAAGCCCAGCGGAAGUACAGAAUUUUGUGCAAGGUAAAUGGAUAAAGGCUGCUAACUGGAACUGGAUAGUUGAUCCUCUGAAUGGUGAUAAAUUUAUCAAAGUUGCUGAGAUUCAGGGAGCUGAAUUGAAGCCAUUCGUGGAGAGUUUAUCUAAAUGCCCAAAGCAUGGACUUCACAACCCACUUAGAGCUCCAGAGAGGUAUCUCAUGUAUGGAGAUAUAUCUGCAAAAGCUGCACGCGUGCUUGGUCAACCUGAGGUCUUAGAUUUUUUUGCUAAGCUCGUACAGAGGGUUGCUCCAAAGAGCUAUCAACAAGCUCUUGCAGAAGUUCAAGUUACGCAAAAGUUCUUAGAGAAUUUCUGUGGAGAUCAGGUACGUUUUCUGGCUCGGUCGUUUGCUGUGCCUGGCAACCAUCUUGGACAAAUGAGUAAUGGCUAUCGUUGGCCGUAUGGUCCGGUUGCCAUAAUCACUCCAUUCAACUUCCCAUUAGAGAUUCCUUUGCUGCAACUAAUGGGUGCACUCUAUAUGGGGAAUAAACCAGUCCUCAAAGUUGACAGCAAAGUUAGCAUUGUGAUGGAACAAAUGAUCAGGUUGCUUCAUGACUGUGGGUUGCCUGCAGAAGAUGUGGACUUCAUAAAUUCUGAUGGUAUCACAAUGAACAAGCUGCUGUUGGAGGCAAAUCCAAAAAUGACCCUUUUCACUGGGAGCUCACGUGUAGCAGAGAAAUUGGCUGCUGAUUUGCAAGGCCGAAUCAAGUUGGAAGAUGCUGGUUUUGAUUGGAAGAUUCUUGGUCCAGAUGUUCAAGAGGUUGAUUAUAUUUCAUGGGUUUGCGAUCAGGAUGCGUAUGCUUGUAGUGGUCAGAAGUGCUCUGCUCAGUCUAUGCUAUUCAUGCACAAGAAUUGGUCAGCUAGUGGGCUACUUGAGAAAAUGAAGGGACUUUCUGAAAGAAGGAAACUUGAAGAUUUGACAAUUGGCCCAGUCCUUACCGUUACAACAGCAAGUAUGAAAGAACACACGAGCAACCUUCUCAAAAUACCAGGAUCGAAGGUUCUGUUUGGUGGCGAACCUUUGGAGAAUCACUCCAUCCCAGAAGUAUAUGGCGCCUUCAAGCCGACUGCUGUGUUUGUUCCUCUGGUAGAAAUCCUUAAAAGUGAUAACUUUGAGCUUGUGACAAAGGAGAUAUUUGGGCCGUUCCAGGUGGUCACAGAAUACUCGGACGAUCAACUUGAGUUGGUAUUAGAAGCCUUGGAAAGGAUGAAUGCGCAUCUAACAGCUGCAGUCGUUUCAAAUGACCCGUUGUUCCUACAGGAGGUGCUUGGCAGAUCAGUUAACGGGACAACUUACGCUGGAAUUCGAGCAAGGACCACUGGCGCUCCGCAGAACCACUGGUUUGGUCCUGCUGGUGACCCAAGAGGCGCAGGGAUCGGAACUCCAGAAGCCAUUAAGCUCGUCUGGUCCUGCCACAGGGAGAUCAUAUAUGACAUUGGGCCCUUACCUAAGAAGUGGGCGCUUCCUUCCGCUACCUGAUAUGCCUAGGUUAGCUAGCUAGAAGAAGACGACCUUCCAUCAGGAAUAAAUUGGGGGAGAGAAAGCGAUAUGAAUCGGAUUUAGUUGUGAACUGAUAGCGAGUCGUGUUUGAAUAAUUGAAGAAGCCUCAUCCAGGCAAUUGGGCGUUCUCUCGACCCCCAGAAGAACACAAUAAUAAAAGGGCAAUGUUAGGAUUGAUUGGAA
This is a messenger RNA of Lolium perenne, 1972 nucleotides long. RefSeq names its product delta-1-pyrroline-5-carboxylate dehydrogenase 12A1, mitochondrial. Gene Ontology annotation, cellular component: mitochondrion. Gene Ontology annotation, molecular function: aldehyde dehydrogenase (NAD+) activity; L-glutamate gamma-semialdehyde dehydrogenase (NAD+) activity. The record is from RefSeq and is a predicted model, not a curated record. Lineage: Eukaryota; Viridiplantae; Streptophyta; Magnoliopsida; Poales; Poaceae.